AUGGCAUCCUCAUGCCAGAUCCUAUACAUGGUCCCGUAUGAGCCUACUCUCUUGUUCCUCCUUAUUCUUCCCACAGUCGCCAUUUACGCCUUUCUCUUGGCUAUCGCCGCCCUUUUUUCGCCUUGCAUCUGCACCGUUCUGACCAUUACUCGGGGUAUUCUACUCGCGUUCAUCGCUGUUGUUUGUCUCCUCGCAAUCAUCCUCGAUCCGAAGGCCAACUACAUCUCCAAGAAGACCAUCGCUAGGACUGACAAUGAAGACAUCACCACCGACUCUCACUUCGUCCCUUCCUGUCCUCCCAUCAAGGCCAAGCAAUGCACCGCCAUCAUGACUGUCGAGGGGAAGGUUGUGGGCUACGUGGCCGGCGGUCACGACGAUAACUCCGGCAAUAAGGACGCUAUCAUCUACGAGGACGGUUCUGGAGAAGGAGGAAAUGUGGGAUACCGCGCAUGUGGCCAUGGAGAGGAGCGUAUUAAGCGGGUUAUAAGGCCUUUAAUCGGAUUCCGGAGCCAGAAGAUCGUUAUUGACGAAGACACCAUACCUCAGGGUGUCCAGUUUAGGGAAAUUCUGUAUCGUGAUGCCUACUGGGAAAUCUGA
Molecule: messenger RNA, 597 nt
Organism: Aspergillus ruber CBS 135680
Lineage: Eukaryota; Fungi; Ascomycota; Eurotiomycetes; Eurotiales; Aspergillaceae
Exons: 1
Coding region: 1-597 (198 amino acids)
Source: RefSeq, a predicted model, not a curated record